This is a messenger RNA of Episyrphus balteatus (marmalade hoverfly), 1438 nucleotides long. RefSeq lists its product as uncharacterized. The coding region runs from base 399 to 1376 and encodes 325 amino acids. The record is from RefSeq and is a predicted model, not a curated record. Lineage: Eukaryota; Metazoa; Arthropoda; Insecta; Diptera; Syrphidae. The transcript is spliced from 5 exons. Gene Ontology annotation, molecular function: hydrolase activity, hydrolyzing N-glycosyl compounds.
GUUCACAAUAUCAGCGACAGACUUUUUUUAUGACCGCCUACAAAGUUCUAUAGAAUUAUUAGUAUAGUCACCUACAAGCUUGAAAAGAUUAAUCAGCUAGCGCAGCGGCACUAGCAUUAGAACUAUUUAAGCUAUGAGAACGGUAGAUUACAGAAUGGGAUCUUAUUUCUGGAGAGAAAAUUGACAAACAGUAACAGUAGGUCAGUGUCGGCGAUAGUCUGUUUUGUUCUCACUUGACCGCAAUUUUUUUUUUUUUUUGUUGUUAAAGUCGUGGCUUUGACUUGUUUGUAUUUCGUUUUGUUAAAAGUGUCCCGGAAAGGAUUGAUUUUUGAUAAAAAUUAAUCUUAUCUUAAAAAUUUUUGAUAAAGUUAUCAAAAUAAAGGAAAAACUUUGAAAGUAUGGACUAUUGUGUUUAUGAUUGUGACGUCGGAAGUGACGAUGCGUGGGGCUUAUUAAUGCUAAUGCGUGCAGAAGCUAUGAAAAAAUUAAAAAUACUAGGUGUUACAUGUGUAAGUGGCAACACCAGUGUUGACAAUGUUUGCAAAAAUGCAUUGAGAGUAUUGAAAAUUGCUAAAAGAGAAGAUAUUCCAGUUCAUAAGGGUGCAUUCGGUCCACUUAUUCCACCUAAACCCAGCAACUCUUUCUGUACAUUUCAUGGAACUGAUGGUUUUGCUGAUUUGGAAUUUGAACCUUUUGACUAUAAAGAAUUAGUCCACCGAAAACAUGCAGUCGAAGCUAUGUACGAAUAUGCCAAAAAGUAUCCAAAAGAGGUGACUUUUAUUUUAGUAGGACCAUUGACAAAUUUUGCACUUUGCUUAAGUAUGUAUGAAGACUUCGCAGAAAAUGUUAAAGACAUAUUUAUAAUGGGAGGAAAUUUUAGAGGAAUUGGCAAUGCAACGAGAAGUGCAGAAUUUAAUUUUUAUAAAGAUCCUGAAGCAGCAAAAAUUGUCCUCGAGAAAACCAAGUGUCCCAUAACAAUACUUCCCUGGGAGCCAUGUAUGGAGGAAAAUUUUGAAAUAUCAAUGGAUUGGCGAAUAAAUGAUUUAGCAAAUCAAAGUAAUUGUCCCGUAGUCGAGAUGUUAACACGAAUUGAAGAAGCUCAAUAUAUACCACAAGGAUUCAAUAGUUGGUGUCCUUGUGAUGCCUUAUUGGUGGCAGCUUAUUUAUUUCCCAAAGGAAUGAUUAAAAAACAAUCCAAUUGGCAUGCAACUGUUGAGGUUUACGGUGAGCAGACAAGAGGACAAAUGGUAUUGGAUCAUUUACAGAGUCCUGAUAAUCCACAAAAUGUUAACUUGAUUGAGCAUCUUGAUUGUGAUUAUUUUAAAAUAGUAUCGCUGUGGGCUGCUGGUGCUACUGACAAGUGCAAUGGAGUUUAGUAAAAACUCAAAAUUAUUGUAUAAUAUUGAUAGCGUAAAAAAUAAAACUUUUAACAAAUCAA